CACCGCCAAUGGCCAGCGAUGGAGCACGCGGGGUCCGCUAGUUGCUAGGACCAUGAAGUUUUGGCUAUGGGGAUAUUUGGUCUGAUUCCUUUCCUGUUAAUGUUGGAGUUUCUGGCCCCUCCGGCUCUGCUGACCCCUUUGCAGCCCAUCUGCGACCCCCGAGUCAUGGACAAAUAUAUCCUGGAAGCCCAGCAGGAUGACCAAGACAUCGGGAGGCUUUGCGCCGCUUCCUGCCCCUUAUUGGAAACCGUCCAGGUGCCGGACACCAAGGUGAAUUUUCUAGAGUGGAAAAUGAUGACUAGAGCCCGGCAGGCCUCGGAGGUCUGGGGGGGCCUGGCCCUCCUCCUGACAGCCCUGAGCCAAGCCCAGGAGCGCCCGCCGGCCACGCCGCCCUCCCUCCGGGAUCAGCUGGCCAGGAUGACCAGCACCCUGCUGAGCGUCAAGGAGAUCCUGCGCAGCGUCAAUGUGGAGGCAGAGGCCCGAUUGCUGGAUGCGGCCCCCACUCCCUCCUUGACCAUCCAAACCACGGAGAAGCUCCUCAGCAUUCACCUGAACUUCCUUCGUGGAAAAGCCAACCUGUACAUCACCGAAGCCUGUCGGAACUACGCCAGGUGA
Messenger RNA from Euleptes europaea (tarantolino), 615 nucleotides. It is a transcript of the gene EPO, whose product is annotated as erythropoietin. Gene Ontology annotation, cellular component: extracellular region. The record is from RefSeq and is a predicted model, not a curated record. The transcript is spliced from 5 exons. Lineage: Eukaryota; Metazoa; Chordata; Lepidosauria; Squamata; Sphaerodactylidae. Gene Ontology annotation, molecular function: cytokine activity; hormone activity; erythropoietin receptor binding. The coding region runs from base 67 to 615 and encodes 182 amino acids.